CCUUUCCUAGUCCUCCUGGCCUAGCUCAGCAUCUCUAUCCAAUCCUUCCUUCCCCUUCUCUCUCCACCUCUCUCUUUCCUUCUCUCUCUCUCUCUCUCUCGAAGAUUUCUUGUCCUCGUCUGUGUGCUCCGGCUCGGCGUGGUCAAUCUCUCGGCGGACGCACCCACCCACCCGCCGAUCCGCGCGUGAUCUUCCGUGAUUUUCGCUGGAUCUUGCUUAGCCAGCCGCGGGCGUGCGCAUGUCGACGGCGCUGGCGCCGGGGAUGGCGCGCGGGCACGGGUUCCGCGGCGCGGGGAAGGGGAAGCAGCGGCCGGAUUCGGAGGAGCCGGAGACGAAUCGGGGCGGCGGACCCAACGGGUUCUACGUUGAGGAGGAGGAGGGGGAGGAGGUUGGGACGGAGGAGCUGCGAGAGCUGGAGGAGGCGCUAUCGGAUGCCUCCUCGAUCGGGGCGGCCUCCUCGGACAGCUCCUCGAUCGGGGAAGACUCCACGUCGGAGAAGGAGGAGGGAGAGGAGGAGGAGGUGGAGAGCGAGGCCAAGGCGCCCGUGGAUGAAGUGCUCGCUAUGGGGCUCGGGACCCUCGAGUCCCUCGAGGACGCGCUGCCCAGCAAGAGGGGCCUCUCGAACUUCUACGCCGGCAAGUCCAAAUCCUUCACGAGCCUGGCCGAGGCUGCAGCCAAGGCGGCGGCCAAGGAGAUCGCCAAGCCGGAGAACCCCUUCAACAAGCGCCGCCGCGUGCUGGCGGCAUGGUCGCGGCGGAGGGCCUCCUGCAGCUCGCUGGUCACCACGUACCUGCCGCCACUCCUCUCCCUCGACCACACUGUGGUGGAGGGGGACGAGGAGGAGGAGGAAGAACGCUCGGACGACGGCGACGACGAGGAUAACGGCAGCGGCAAUGGCAGGAGGGAGAAGGCCCCGGCGUCGCCCAGGUUCCCUCCGCGCAGCCUGCACAGCGCGUCCCAGAAAGCGAGCGUCAUGAGUAGGAACACAAUCAAUCCGAACACGAGCUCAUUCCGAUCUCCAAGGUCAUUCUCCCUCUCCGAUCUGCAAAACGCUGGAUACAACUAGCUGAAACGUAGGCCGAAUUUAGGUUGGCGAGAUGGUGCUGCUGCCACUGCUGCUACUGUAUAAUCAAGAGGUCUCUACACAUAAGAGAACAUUAAUUUGUUGUGUU
Molecule: messenger RNA, 1172 nt
Organism: Aegilops tauschii subsp. strangulata
Lineage: Eukaryota; Viridiplantae; Streptophyta; Magnoliopsida; Poales; Poaceae
Source: RefSeq, a predicted model, not a curated record